Molecule: messenger RNA, 1410 nt
Organism: Meyerozyma guilliermondii ATCC 6260
Lineage: Eukaryota; Fungi; Ascomycota; Pichiomycetes; Serinales; Debaryomycetaceae
Gene: GLK1
Product: glucokinase
Exons: 1
Coding region: 1-1410 (469 amino acids)
Biological process (GO): intracellular glucose homeostasis; glucose 6-phosphate metabolic process; glycolytic process
Cellular component (GO): mitochondrion; cytosol
Molecular function (GO): mannokinase activity; glucokinase activity; fructokinase activity
Source: RefSeq, a predicted model, not a curated record
AUGGACAGUAAAUUGGAAGAGGUACUCAAAAGCGUAGUCAAUGAUUUUGCCAUUGACAAAGAGUUUCUUAUUAAGGCCACUCAAAAGUUUGUCUCCGAUAUGGACGCAGGCUUAAGUAGUAAAGAGCAGACCAGAGAAAACAUGCCCAUGAUCCCCACCUUUGUCACCAGUCUUCCCAAUGGAAAAGAAAAGGGUCUCUACUUAGCAGCAGACUUAGGAGGAACCAAUUUCCGUGUAUGCUCCAUCGAUCUCCAUGGCGAUCACACUUUUGAAUUGAAGCAAUCGAAAUUCAAAAUUCCCGAAGAUCUCAUGUCCGACAACACUGCUGAGAAUUUGUUCAAGUAUUUAGCUCUGAAGGUGGGCUUCUUCUUAGAUGAGCAUCACAAUGAAAUUUCAGGAUCAUUAAAACUCGGAUUCACUUUUUCAUUUCCAGUGAAUCAAACUGCGUUGAAUAAAGGGACCUUGAUCAGGUGGACAAAAGGGUUCGAUUUACCUGAGUGCGUCAACAAAGACGUUGUUGAGUUAUUACAAACCUGUCUUGACGCGUUAAAGCUUAAAGUGGACGUUGUCGCUUUGGCAAACGACACUGUCGGAACGUUACUUUCGAGAGCCUACUCGAACAAUCCAAGUGAAACAAAUGCCAAUACAGUCGUAGGUGCCAUCUUUGGAACUGGUACCAACGGUGCGUAUUUUGAAACCCUUGACAAUAUCAAGAAAUUAGAUUCUGAUACUGUUGGCGAAAAUGUGUCAGGUAUGGUUAUCAAUACUGAGUGGGGCUCGUUUGACAAUACCUUAGAUAUUUUACCAUCAACGAAAUAUGAUGAGAUUGUGGACAAACAAACAGCAAACCCAGGCUAUCACUUAUUUGAGAAAAGAAUUAGUGGAAUGUUCUUGGGAGAAUUGUUACGCGUUACUUUAGUUGAGUUAUUCAAAGAGGGCCACAUAUUCACUGAUUUGUAUAAGUCCAGAGGGGGAUCUUUACCACAUAGAUUGGCUGAGCCUUGGCAACUCUCAUCAGAAGUGUUGUCAUACAUGCAGAUUGACGAUUCAACUGAUUUGAAAAUGUCAGAAUUGAUAUUGGAGAACGUAUUGAGAUUGCCAACAACGAAGGUGGAAAGAAUCUUCAUUCAGCAGCUCACUCAGGCUAUUUCGAAUAGAGCUGCAUACCUCUCAGCUAUUCCUCUAGCUGCAAUUCUUAUUCGGGUGAAAGAUCAAUAUAAGGACGACCCGAAAGAUUUCGAAUUUGGUUGUGACGGUUCAGUAGUCGAAUUUUACCCAGGCUUUCGUGAGAAAGUUCUUAAGGCCAUUGAGCUCAUUGAUCCAUUGAAAGGGGAGAACAAGAAGGUACGCUUACAAAUUGCAAAAGACGGUAGCGGUGUUGGUGCCGCAUUGUGCGCUAGCGUAGCGUAG